This is a messenger RNA of Paramecium primaurelia, 1398 nucleotides long. The record is from the annotation of a GenBank genome assembly. NCBI's taxonomy places the organism in Eukaryota, Ciliophora, Oligohymenophorea, Peniculida, Parameciidae.
AUGAUAUCUGAGAAUGAGAGUACAAGAGUUUUGUUGGUGAUUGUAUAGAAUCCUUAAUCAAUAAUACUGCCUCAUUCUUUGUUCUAUCGAUACUUUUCAAAUUAUGGGGAAGUUAACAAGAUAUUAAUAUUUGAGAAAGGAAAGUUAUGGAAAUGUUUUAUAGAGAUGGCAACUUUAUAAUAGGCCAAGAUUUCAUUGUAAUAAUUGAAUGGCUGUUAAUUGUAUGAGUAAACAAUAAUGAAUGUGUAAAAUAAUCUAAAUGAUUUAUAGUUACUAUUCAACAUUGCAGAAUGUCACAUUUAUGAAUAACAAUUCAGGUGGUGUAGAUUAUAAGGCAAUGAAAUAAAGAAAUUCAACCAAGACUGUUAAUAUUUAUGAAUAAGAUUAUUAUCCAAAGACAUAUAGUCAACCUUUAAUAACUCAAUAGGAUACUAGAUUGAGUGUGGCUAGUUUUGGAAAUGAGAGAACAAGAGCUAGUUUAAAUGACAAAUAAGAUCUUCAAGAUUAUAUAAAUGAAUGGGAACCUUCAAAAAUAUAAACAUCGCUGGAAUUUAUAGAUGAUAGUGAUUCUCCUAGAAAUAGAAAGUAUGCAUCAUUUAAAUCAAUUUAAUUUGAUGAUAAUGAACAUGAUCCAAUAGAUGAAGAUAUAAUGCAUGCAUUCUCAUCUGAAAAGAAUACUUAUCUAAAUUCAUAUAUGUUUUCAAUACCAGAAGUAGAAGAUAAGAUUAAGAAUUAAGAUAUUGAUCCAUAUACAUAUGUUUCACCUUAAUUCUUAAGAGAAAAUUAACCUUCUAAAGUUGUUUAUAUGAGAGGGUUGAUGAAUUAGAAUAUUACACCAUUAAACAUAUUUAAUUUACUAUCAAAUUUUGGAAAUGUAUUAGUAAUUAUUCAUAUCAAACAUAAAACAUCAGCAUUAGUAUAAUUUGAAAAAUUAUAACAUGCUUAAAAUGCACUUGAUCAUCUUAAUAAUUAAGUGUUUUUUGGAUAUAAAUUGAAGAUCUUUUAUUCAAAUUAUUAAGAAAUUCAAUUUCCUUUACCAUUCCAAUCACCUUAAACUUAAGUUUUUAUGCCAAUUCCAUCUUAAUUUAGAUUUAGUGAUGGAAAAUCAAUAUCAUUUAAUCCACCUAGUCAAAUACUACAUUUGAGUAAUAUUAAAGGAAAAAUGUGUGAAGAUGAAUUCUAUAUUAAAGAUAUCUUUAAAGGAAUAGGAAAUGUUUAAGCUAUCAAGUUUAUACAUAUUGACAAGUAAAAUAAUAUGUAUAAUAUAGAUAAAAACAUAUGGCAUUAGUAAGAUUAUCAUCAUUAGAAGAAGCAUUGAAUGGAGCAGCUUUACUUCAUGGAAAAGAAGUAAUGGGCAGAAAGAUCAAUGUUUCAUUUACCAAAAGUAAAUUAUGCUGA